AUGUCAGAUUUUCUAUAUGUCCGCUUCACUCUCCGUCCGCUCCUCUCUCUGUCCGCUCCUCUCUUUGUUUGCUCCUCUCUCUGGACCCUCCUCUCUCUAGACCCUCCUCCAUCUGUCUUCUUCUAUCUCUGUCCGCUUCUUUAUCUCUCCGCCCCUCUCUCUGUCCGCUCCUCUCUCUGUCCGCUCCUUUCUCUGUUUGCUCCUCUCUCUGAACCCUCCUCUCUCUGGACCCUCCUCCAUCUGUCUUCUUCUAUCUCUGUCUGCUUCUUUAUCUCUCCGCCCCUCUCUCUGUCCGCUCCUCUCUCUGUCCGCUCCUCUCUCUGUCCGCUCCUCUCUACGCCCGCUUUUCUAUCUGUCCGUUUCUAUAUCUGUCCGCUUCUCUCUCUGUCCGCUUCUUUCUCUUUCCCAUUCUAUUCCUGUCUGCUUCUCUCUCCACUUCUCUCUCUGUCCAAAUUUAUAUCUGUCUGCUUCACUCCUCCGGUUCUCCCUCUGUCCGCUGCUGUAUCUGUCCGCUUCUCUCUCCACCCGCUUAGCUCUCAGUCCGCUUAUCCCUCUGUCCGCUUCUCUCUCCUCUCACGGGCUGCUCCUCUCAUGGGCAGCUCCUCUCAUGGGCUGCUCCUCUCAUGGGCUGCUCCUCUCAUGGGCUGCUCCUCUCAUGGGCUGCUCCUCUCACGGGCUGCUCCUCUCAUGGGCUGCUCCUCUCACGGGCUGCUCCUCUCACGGGCUGCUCCUCUCAUGGGCUGCUCCUCUCACGGGCUGCUCCUCUCAUGGGCUGCUCCUCUCAUGGGCUGCUCCUCUCAUGGGCUGCUCCUCUCAUGGGCUGCUCCUCUCACGGGCUGCUCCUCUCACGGGCUGCUCCUCUCAUGGGCUGCCCCUCUCAUGGGCUGCUCCUCUCACGGGCUGCUCCUCUCAUGGGCUGCUCCUCUCAUGGGCUGCUCCUCUCAUGGGCUGCUCCUCUCACGGGCUGCUCCUCUCAUGGGCUGCUCCUCUCAUGGGCUGCUCCUCUCAUGGGCUGCUCCUCUCACGGGCUGCUCCUCUCAUGGGCUGCUCCUCUCAUGGGCUACUCCUCUCAUGGGCUGCUCCUCUCAUGGGCUGCUCCUCUCAUGGGCUGCUCCUCUCAUGGGCUGCUCCUCUCAUGGGCUGCUCCUCUCAUGGGCUGCUCCUCUCAUGGGCUGCUCCUCUCAUGGGCUGCUUCUCUCAUGGGCUGCUCCUCUCACGGGCUACUCCUCUCACGGGCUGCUCCUCUCACGGGCUGCUCCUCUCACGGGCUGCUCCUCUCAUGGGCUGCUCCUCUCAUGGGCUUCUCCUCUCAUGGGCUGCUCCUCUCAUGGGCUGCUCCUCUCAUGGGCUGCUCCUCUGACGGGCUGCUCCUCUCUCGGUCUUUUCACUGCAUACUUACCCGAGUACGAGAAUGAAGAGCGCUUUUAUGGGGCAGCAGAGACUGCGACCUUCUGGGAAGAGGCGCAGGUAUGCUAA
Molecule: messenger RNA, 1476 nt
Organism: Closterium sp. NIES-65
Lineage: Eukaryota; Viridiplantae; Streptophyta; Zygnematophyceae; Desmidiales; Closteriaceae
Source: the annotation of a GenBank genome assembly